UAGAAACCAUGUGGCUCCUGCAAAUAUAUAGACACAUGUACUGUAGUCUUUGACCUGCUGUGAAGUUCUAUAUAGUUCUUCUUAGACAGGGACUUUCAACUUUCAAUCCGUUUGGUUGCUAGAAACCAUAACUUAUUCCAGUGAUACCUCCUGAAUAUACAGUAACAGUGCUGUAGUAGAUGGAACAAGCUCACAGUCAUGGUAAAACCAGGUCUAAUGGUGGAUGGACGACGCUUCACCUGGCUAGUUACUUUGGCCAGAAAGAUAUUGUUGAAGAGCUGUUAAAGAAUGGAGUGGAGGUGAACACGCAGAAUGAUGUCAGGGACACGGCUCUACACAUUGCAGCCCUCUGUGGAAGAAAGGAGGUUGUUCUGCUGCUGUUACGGUACGGUGCAUGUGCCACGCUACUUAACGGAUGUGCUCAGACCCCCAGGGAUAUCACCGAUGAUGAUGAAGUCAUUACUAUGCUGGAAGCUGCAGAAAGAAGAGAGGGCAGGAAGCUGGAGGAGAGACUGUUGGAUGCAGCAAGAGAUGGAGAUUGUGGUGCUGUAGCUCAGUUGCUCAGCAAGAACAGACCUCCAGACAUCAACUGCAAGGACUCACAUGGGGACACAGCGUUACACAUCGCAGCCUGCAGGGGGCAUAAAGAGUGUGUGGAUGUGCUGGUUAAGAGUGGAGCCAGCUUCAGUGCAGUGAACAAAAACGGCCAGUCUGUGUUGGACGUUGCCAAAGAUGAUCAAACGAGGUUCUUUCUGGAGAAAUGUCAAGAAAAUACUACAUGUAUCACAGCUAGAAAGUUUGAAGGACUCCUGUGGAAGAAGUCAGAUUUUCUGAGCUGGAACUCCCUUUGGGUUGUUCUGGAGAAAGGGACUGUGAGCUGGUACUGUAAUCAGUCUGAUGCAGCGUGCGGAGAUCGUAGGCAGGGCUGUAAGCCUCUUAUGAAGGCUCAGUGUGUGGUAAAAGCCUGGGAUAAAUACUUUUUCACACUCAAGUGCUGUGACGGCAGUGUGCAUCACUUUAAAGUGUCCUCUAGAUGCUCUGAGCCAGAAAUCACCAGGAAAAAAUGGGUGGAUGCCAUGGAGGAGCAUGCUGUGUACAGUGCCCUCUGUGGAAGCCCAGACAAAACACCUGUACAGGAAGGAGAACAGGAAGUGGCUAAAGAAGCAAUGGACCUGGGAGAUUUUCUGUCACACUCUCUUCAGGCAGCUGAAAGUUACCAGAGGAUGCUGGAGUCUCAGGUGGCCAUGUUUGUCUCUAUGGUCAAGAAUGAGGACAACAAUGAUAUAACAGUUCCUGAGCUCCUCAAGGCCAAAGAAAUAUGUGAGCUGUGCAGUGAGACGAGUUCAGUGUUAAGACACUGUGUGGAUCUCCUGUCCCAGCGUGAAGAGGUGUGGAGUGUGAAGUUAGAACAGGAAGUAGAAAAGAACAAGCUCCUGUCUGAGGCUCUGCAGAAGUUGGCAACAGAGCAUCACCAGCUCAAGCUGAACCUUUCUACUGGCAGAAAGUCGCCGACUCUGAGUGCAUUCACAGAGGAUGAAUUUUAUGACGCUGUCUCUGAGUCAGAGUGGGACAGCAGUGUGAGAGGACGUAGUGUUAGUGUCCUCCGAUUUAGCUGACGCUGCUGAGAGGCUCAUCUACACGCAACAGAAGCUCACACUCCUGCCAGCAUGUCUGGGGAGGAGAACCAUGGAGACAAGACCCACCAUAAUGGUGUGAAGAAACACAGAACGUCUCUUCCUGCUCCAAUGUUCUCAAGAAAUGACGUGAGCAUCUGGAGCAUCCUCAAGAAAUGUAUUGGGAUGGAACUGUCGAAAAUUGCCAUGCCAGUCAUCUUCAACGAGCCUCUGAGUUUCCUGCAGCGUCUCACAGAAUAUAUGGAGCACACGUAUCUCAUCCACCAAGCCAACACCUCCACAGACUCCAUCCAGAGGAUGAAGUGUGUGGCUGCAUUUGCCGUCUCCGCUGUGGCAUCACAGUGGGAGAGGACCGGAAAGCCCUUUAACCCACUGCUGGGAGAAACAUAUGAGCUAAUCAGAGAGGAUCUGGGUUUUAGAUGGAUGUCAGAGCAGGUGAGCCACCACCCACCUGUUAGUGCAUUCCAUGCCGAAGGCCUAAAUGAUGACUUCCUGUUUCAUGGCUCCAUCUACCCUAAACUCAAGUUCUGGGGAAAGAGUGUAGAGGCAGAGCCUCGUGGAAUCAUCACUCUAGAGCUCCCCAAACACAAGGAAGCAUACACUUGGACCAAUCCUACAUGCUGCGUCCAUAACAUCAUUGUAGGUCAGCUGUGGAUUGAACAGUACGGCAAUGUGGAAGUUACUAACCAUAAAACUGGUGAAAGGUGCAGCCUGACAUUCAAGUCAUGUGGCCUCUUUGGCAAAGAGCUACACAAAGUGGAGGGUUACAUACUUGAUAAAAGUAAAAAGAAAAUCUGCGCCAUUUACGGCAAAUGGACUGAAUGUCUGUACACAGUGGAUCCAGCUGCGUUUGACCUUCACAAAAAAGCAGAUAAGAAAACUGGUGAGGAGAAGAAAGGCAGCAAGCAGGGCAAUGUGGAUGAGGAGGCUGAGGAGAUGCCCCUUCCUGAGGCCGAAACUGUGCAGGUCAUCCCGGGCAGUGAACUCAUCUGGAGGAUAUCACCCAGACCUGAAAACUCAGCUCAGUACUACGCCUUCUCCACAUUCGCUAUGCAACUGAAUGAGCUGGAGGAAGACAUGAAGGAGAAUCUCCCUAUUACAGACUGCCGCCUCCGGCCUGACAUCCGUGCCCUGGAGAACGGAGACAUAGAUUUGGCCAGUGCUGAGAAGAAGAGAGUGGAGGAAAAACAGAGAGUGGCGCGGAAAAACCGUUCCAAAUCCAAUGACGAGUGGAAGACGAGGUGGUUCCACCAAGGAACAAACCCACACAAUGGAGGACAAGACUGGCUUUACUCUGGUGGCUACUGGAGCAGGAACUACUCCCAACUACCUGACAUAUACUAACCUCCAACCCUCAGACCUCUGCCCAGAAAGGGACUGCUGAAGAGAAACCAUGCAUGUUCACAAUUAACUUCAGUUCAUGCAGAGUGUCAAUUAUUUAUACAGCCACAAGCUGGUUUUAUGUUUACCACCAUCUUAUAAACACUCAAGCAUGAGGAGGUGGAACAUGGCUGUUAUUCUUAAAUAUGCAGUGUGUGAGGUGAAGUUUGUUUGUCCAGAGACUUGCAUUGCAACUUUAAAUAAUUUAUAUAGAUAUUAUAGAGUUUCAAUUUCAAUAGAUGUAGCGAGGAACCUUGUAAAUAUAAAUAGAACAUAGAUGAUUAUCUGUGGAGACUUGAAUUUGCUGAAAACAAACACAGUCUUCUUUAGAUGGCUAAAACUUACCUCAUAAUCUUAGUAGCAUAUUAAAUUUGUUGUGAAUAAAGACAAAUGACGUGUUAUGGUAAGUUAAUGAAGCCUAGUUUUUUUGGGCUACACUUAAUCCUUGGCUAAAUAGAUAAACAAAUCUCUUUAGCCCAGUAUUAGGUUUAAUAUGGGAUUCAACAAAGCAUUUUGUUUGUAUAAAUAUUAUUUAUUUAAUUAUAUCCUGUAGUUAAUUGUUUGUGGCUAUUGAGAACCUCUUGAACGUAUAAAUGGAAAAACGUGUUUAGCUUGUAGAUGGACCAAUCAGAAAUCAUUUGGACUUUGGAUGUUUUUGUUGAAUUGUUGUAGAUUUAAGAGUGAAAUUCAAAUAUUUAUAGAAUCAAAUGACAGAAACACAGUCAGUUGUUCAACUUCGAACACUCAUUACAACAAAAAGAACCAUUACGUAAUGAUUAUAUAUAUAUAUAUAUAUAUAUAUAUAUAUAUAUAUAUAUAUAUAUAAUGUCUGCAAAUUCAACUUAUCAUAAAUUUCAUGUUUCUCAGACAUAAAAUUUACAGCGAAAGCACAAAUCAAUUUAACUAUGCAAUGGAAAGCUUUUUUUAAAAACGUUUGAUUAGCUCUAUUAAACUCUGCCUGAUUCAUUCUGGGAAAUUGAAUUGACUAGUUAGCUGCAGUUUCUUUUGUGGCAGCGUAAUGAUCUUUACAACAGGGACCCUCUUCAGAGAGUUGACUGGGUUAAGUAUAAAUAUUUACUUUAGGUACUUCUCCUUCUUUCCAGGUACGUUACGAUUACCAACAAUACCCUCUGUAACGUGUAACACAACAGUAGACUCAGCAGAUGCACCUUGUAAAGUACACGUUUUUAAUUGUACGAUAAAAUCUUGAAUAUGAGUAUAAAAGAAUAGAAAUCACAAAUUUGUUUGUAUUGUUGCUAAAAUAAAGACUUAUGCUUCCCUAAGCUGCUGACAGUUUGACCUCAUUGCUGUGAUAACUUCAGGUUUUCAGAUCAGGGGUGGACAAAUGAGUAGCUAUUAGUUUUUUAGUUGCAGUUGCCUGGAAGAAAGUAGGUUCAACAACAAGAAAAAUAAAUAAAUAAAACCCUGCUUCUUGUGUGAU
Pangasianodon hypophthalmus (striped catfish) is the source of this 4455-nucleotide messenger RNA. RefSeq names its product oxysterol-binding protein-related protein 2. Gene Ontology annotation, molecular function: protein binding; cholesterol binding. The record is from RefSeq and is a predicted model, not a curated record. The transcript has 27 exons. Lineage: Eukaryota; Metazoa; Chordata; Actinopteri; Siluriformes; Pangasiidae. Gene Ontology annotation, cellular component: membrane; intracellular membrane-bounded organelle; cytosol.